Molecule: messenger RNA, 2876 nt
Organism: Chironomus riparius
Lineage: Eukaryota; Metazoa; Arthropoda; Insecta; Diptera; Chironomidae
Source: the annotation of a GenBank genome assembly
GAAUGAUCGUCUGCGGUAGACUCGUGCAUUUAGCUUUAUAAUUAGAUUCGUUGGCAUUAAAAUGAGUGAAGAAAAAAUCACAAAAAGUCUAGAAUACAUAAAGAAUCUAAAGCUUGGUGAUGCAAUUUAUAACUCUAAAAUUCAACGUCUAUACUUGCAAAUUUUGGAGAGCAAGAAGCUUAUUUUAGAGAUAGAGAAUUUUGCUGACGCGUACAGUUUUGAUCAAUUCACACCUGAAAAUGGUUUUCGGAGUAUAAUUGAAAUUUAUUUUAUCGCAAUUGCACAAGCAUUAGAAGCAUGUGAUAAGCCAAAGGGAAUUAGAAAAUUUUUUAUGACAAGAAGUCGUCAAAUAAAUGACAUUCAAAACUUCUGUGGCAUUGUCGAUAAUUUUUUAAAAAUGUUCUACGCAUUGCUUGAGUUCCAUAAAAAUUCAAAAGUCAAAGGGUCAUUAAUAGCCGAAGAGGGUGAAAGCGAUAAUAUCGUAGCUAAAACAUACAAAGAUAUCAACUUAUUGAGUUUUUAUAAUCAAAACAUUGGUUUUCAUCAUGAAACUCCAACGAGUCUCCAAUCACGACAGUUUAGUCUUAUCAUUACCUUAUUCGCCGACUAUUACUACUCCGGAAAGAACUUAAUGGUACGAAUUUUAUCGAUUCCGAUGAGUGCAAUCAAAUAUUUUUUCAGUGAUCAUGCUCGUGCAUUAAAGCAUGAGGACGUUAUCAGAAAUGCUGAUAUUGAAUUUUUGAGGUUUGCGUCACUUUUCUUCGUGUCGAAGCUCUCAUGCUACAUACAAAAUAUCUUCAGCUACAGACUGAAGGUCAACAAGGAGAUAAAAAUUGCACCAGAACCACUUCAAAUAUUGAGUUCAAAAUACAGCGGAUUAAAUGGAUUAAACGUUUCAGUUCCACAGACCCAUAUCGGCGUACGUCCAAUUUUGUGUCAAUUAUAUAGUUCGAAAACUAGACAAGGCAUGGUAGGCGAGAAGUCAUCAGUUGAGCCGUCAAAAACUCUUAUCAUUCACGUUCAUGGAGGUGGAUUUUAUACAAAUUCUCCGCAGUCACACGAAGUAUACUUACGCGAUUGGGUAGUUAAGCUUGACGUUCCGAUAUUAGCAAUCAAAUACAGUCUCGCACCAAAAGCUCCUUUCCCACGUGCUCUUGAAGAGAUUUUCUAUGUUUACUGUUGGGUUUUAAAGCAUGGAAAUCUUCUUGGAACUACAGCUGAAAAUAUAAUUCUUGUCGGUGACUCUGCUGGAGCUAACUUAAUCACAGCUUUAACAAUAAAAUGCAUUGAGUCAGGAGUGAGACUUCCACAAGGACUUCUAAGCAUUUAUGGACUAUUUUUAUCAAACUAUUCAGCCAUUCCAUCGAUGAUGAUGGGAUUUGUGGACAUGAACUUAAACUAUAAUCACAUAUUGAGGAUCUUCAAAUCAUAUGCUGGUCAUCAUAAGCACUUAAAAUUCCAAAGAAAUGGUCAAAUCCCAAAAGCUCCAGUCAAUGAAUUUUGUGAUAAGAUUCCAAAGAAUCAUCAUAUGUCACCAAUAUUGGCACCUGAUGAUAUCAUCAAGCAGUUCCCUAAAAUGAUACUUUUAACUACAACUUUGGAUCUGUGCUUGGAUGAGAAUGUUGAAUUUGCUAAGAAAUUAAGGAGAAAUGGAGUUGAUGUAAAAUUGGAUGUGAUUCAUGGGCUCAUCCAUGGAUUCAAUCAUAUGGUGAAGGUAUGCAGCAAAAGCUACAAUGCUUCAAUGACGUGUGCUCAACACUUACAAGAUCUUAUCAAUCAUCACACAUGAAAUUGUAUAUUAUUAUUGUGAAUAUAAUUAGUAAUCUAUGCUGUUAAUUGUGAAUUAUUAAAAUUAACGUGAAUGGGCAAUUGAUACUAAUGUCUAGUAAAUGACUAGACGUCUAGUGUAUAACCAGAAGUCAAGUUACUAGACAUUAGAGUCAAGUGUCCACUCUGGUUAUUGUUACCUCAUCCAAAAGUUAUGCUGCAUUAAAAUAAUAAAAUGAUUUAUUUUUUUACAAAAUAUAUCGACUCUGAAUUUGUCUUUAUUCAUCAAUAAGAGUUCCAACAAAUUUUUGCCAACUUUCAGGAACUUCCAGGACAGCUUCAACACCCCCUCAGUCAAAAUAAACACCAAAAACAUUAAACAAUCCAAACACAUUGUUCCGCUCAUAAACAAAAGUUGCCAUUGUGUCAUUAUUAACAUCCCACAGCACUGCAAUACUCUUGUCAAAUCCUUGAUACAUUUUCUGACCGAUUGUUACAGACACAAAAAUUUUGUAGCGAUCAAAUUCAUAAUUUUUAACUUCCAACAAAAUUUCUUCGGACAAUUUUCGAGCUAUUGAAUGCAUGGACUUGGUAUUGUCAAAUUCAAAUUUCUCGUGCUCAUCGAGUCUGUCUUUGAUGCGACUUUCAAGGAAAUCUUCAACAAUUCUCGGAUCGAAAGGCUUUUGAGAUUCCAUACGAUAAGUUGGCAUGAAGAUUUCUGCUGGACGUAGUAUUGAUGAUUGUCGAUCACGUCUUAUUUUAAUGUUUGUGAACAUUUGUGUUAAUCUUGUUGAGUAACGAGCUCUGGAACCGACGAGAUUGCUUAUUCUUGACUUUCUGUCCAAUUCAUCAUCAUCGUCCUGUCCUGGAUAUUUACUCUUCCUGUAUUUUCUUGAGCUUGUUUCCGAUCCAUUAUCGUUGUCAUCAGGAUAUGUACUUUUUCUGAAUGUUCUUGACUGUGGUGGUGAAUCUUCAUCCUCGGUUUGUGUUGCAAAUAGGCUUUUUCUGAAUGUCCUAUGUUCAGCUGGAGAAAUUCGUGCAUCUUCUUCUGGCAAAUCGAAUUUAAGUUCUUUUUUUGGUGGCAUUUUUGAGGUAUAAAUGAAAAGUUU